CCACUGGGCCAUGAUGGGAACUCCCCAAAGCCUGCAUUUAUUGCUCUAUGUUGUUGUGUUUUUUGUUUUUUUCCUUAAAGUAGACCUGAUUAGAACCAGUUAUGCCAUCAGUAAGUGGACUGCUGACUUCCAAGAAUGGCUUUGCUGGUAGAGAUUGAUUUCAUCUGAAGCCCAGGAGCUGGUGUCACUCUGGCAUUUUAGGAUUGGGGAUCCCCUCAGUAAUUCCAUAGCCCUUAGCUGUAAAGGAGAGAGCAGAUUUAGGUUGGUCCAGGGCAGCUGGGAGGAAGCGGGCCUGUUUUUUCUGUAAUAAAGUUAAAGCUCAGAGCCAUCUCACUCCUAACAACCACCAUACUAUUAAGCAUUUAUGCUACUAGCAUUCACCCAUCUAGCACAUGAUGUGUUUUCUUGAUCCUGUAGGAAAAAAAUAUCAUCCAGGGACCAGAAUAUUUGCUCUUUCCAAAAAGCCAGCCCUUCACUCCCAAAGCUUCACCUGGGAUCUUGUGGAGCCAAAAAAUCUCAAAUUAUAUUAUGGGGGCUCCCACCUCAUAUGGAGUCCUGCACGUUCCGUUCCUCUAAGACUUGGAACGUCUGCUCUUCAGGGCAUUUGUGUUUACUGCAUGUGGGACAAGAUCAGGGUCCCACUGAGAUGCUAGGCACAGUUACUGUAAGCAGAAACCCAAAGGCUGUAGGUUUCCCACAGCAAACUCAAGUCACUGGUGUCUGUUCCAGGAGCUCACAGGUAAGCAGGAAAGGUGAAUGCAAUUCAGUGUGACAGGUGUACAUGUGAUCAGGUUGGCAGGUCCAGCUCUUGAAGACACCAAGGAGGUAUACAUGGGCGUCUUUAUUUCCCCCUGUAACUUGAUCGUUCAAAAAGCCCUAUUAGAUGGUGCUGCCCCUGGAUGGAUGCUGGGGAAGAUGAGAGAUGAAUCUGACAUGGUCCUGCCCUUAAGGACUCUCCAACUUAGUCUAAUAAUGAGCCCCAAAGCACCGCUGAUGUACAAAUAGUACAGCGACACCCUCCAGAAGAGAAGGUCUGGAAAGGAGCUCAGAGGGGAGACUAAAAGAGGUAUCAGAAUUUAAGCCUUGAGUCACUGGUUGGGUUACCUUCCCCAUACCUACAAUGUCAGUGUACCUGCCUCCUUCGGAACAGAAGGCUUUUUCUCUGAUCAGAUGCCAUGUAGAAUCUAAGUCUGUGUGACCAGGAUAUUAGGUACAAGUCGGUUCUAAAUUUGUAAUUCUCAGAAUUUGCUGAGGAAGGGCAUGUGCUUCUCUGGGUUCUGAAAACAGCUCAAAGGACAGAGAAAACAGACCCGAUUUGGGGAUGACUUAUUGUCAGUUCCCGGAACCUUCGCCUUUAUUUAAAACAGUCUGUUCAGUGCGAGUUCUCUCAGUCUAAAAGGCCUUUGGGAUUUGAAAGCUUUUCUGGAAAUAAAUGCCUUUUAGGUUUAAAUGCCUUUUGCCAAAAAUGUUAAGAAGGAGAGAUUGUGACAAGUCUUAGAACAGAGGCAGCAAUGUUUUUUUGUUUCUUUUAAUGAAAUGCCUCAGACCCACCCCAGGUUCUGUUUGUGUCUGUAGGCUUUCUGCUCCAGCUAUUAUUUUGAUAAGGGACAUGAAAGGACAUCCUUCCCUCAUGGUCAUUAAAGUCUUAGCACUUGGGUCAGUUGUGGAAAUACUUCUGUGCUACACCGAGUCUUCAAAACCAAAAUAGUCCCCGCCCAGGCUCUGGGCAGAGGCCCCAGGUCAGUUCAUGGAAGGUGGCACCACCGGGCUGUGACAGGGGAGCAGGAGGUCAGGAUCCACAGACGAGGCCAGAUGAAAUCACCAGCGCUGGGCGCAGGGAGGUGGAGGGAGCCGAGCCCUCCCUGCCUGGCUGGCAGCUCCAGCCAAGUCCUCAGAGCUCAUCCCACACACCCCGUGCUAGUCACUGCUGUGUGUUUACAUGAGUAAUGGAGCUGCCGGGGGAGGGGAGUUGUAAGCAGAGCGCCGAGCCUCACAGCUCGCAUUCGGAGGGAAGCUGACAUCCACACCAAGUCCGGCUGUGACUUCCAGGGACGGGAAGCAGUCACAUGCUGUAGCUUUCAUGAGCCCGGGCAGUGUCAAGCAGAUGUUUGUCGACUGGAAUGGCGCCAAAUCUUAAAGGCAGACCACGCAAAAAGAAACCAUGCCCGCAGAGGAGAGAUUCAUUCAGUGGCAGCAAAGAUUCCAACAACAAUUCUGAUGGCAAAGCCGUUGCCAAGGUGAAAUGUGAGGCCAGGUCAGCCUUGACCAAGCCGAAGAAUAACCAUAAUAACUGUAAAAAAGUCUCCAAUGAAGAAAAACCAAAGGUUGCCAUCGGUGAAGAGUGCAGGGCAGAUGAACAGGCCUUCCUGGUGGCACUUUAUAAAUACAUGAAAGACAGAAAGACACCAAUAGAACGAAUACCCUAUUUAGGUUUCAAACAGAUUAACCUUUGGACUAUGUUUCAAGCUGCUCAAAAACUGGGAGGAUAUGAAACAAUAACAGCGCGCCGUCAAUGGAAACAUAUUUAUGAUGAAUUAGGCGGUAAUCCGGGGAGCACCAGCGCUGCCACUUGUACCCGCCGACAUUAUGAAAGAUUAAUCCUGCCGUAUGAAAGGUUUAUUAAAGGAGAGGAAGAUAAGCCCCUGCCUCCAAUCAAACCUCGAAAACAGGAGAACAGUUCACAGGAAAAUGAGAAUAAAACAAAAGUAGCAGGAGCCAAACGCAUCAAACAUGAAAUCUCUAAGAGCAAGAAAGAGAAAGAAAAUGCCCCAAAGCCCCAGGAUGCAUCGGAGGUUUCAUUGGAGCAAGAGAAGGAACAAGAGACUUUAAACCAGAAAAGCAUCACUGAGCCUGUCCCCGCAGCAGACACAAAGAAGAAAAUGGAAGGGUACCAGGAUUUUGCAGCAAGGCCCCUGGUGUCACGAACAGACCCUGAAAAGGGCAGCGAAACAGAUCGAGGUGCCAAGGGCCAGAAGGCAGCUGAGGAGGCCGGAGACAAGGGGCCUGCUCCUCCACCCGCAAGCGCCCCUCCAGCCACUGAACGGGAUCCAGCCCUGGUCCCCGGGGCUGGCAAGCCGACGCUCACCUCUCCCAGUGCGCUUGUGGACUCAAAACAAGAACCCAAGUCCUGCUGUUUUACAGAGAGCCCUGAGAACGAACUCCAAGAAGCAGCCUUCCCCAGCUUCCCCACCCCGCAGCCGCCGCUGGCAAACCAGAGUGAGGUGGAGGAGGACAAGCUCCCCGCCAUGGCGGAUUACAUCGCCAACUGCACUGUGAAGGUGGACCAGCUAGGCAGUGACGACAUCCACAAUGCCCUCAAGCAGACCCCGAAGGUCCUUGUGGUCCAGUCCUUCGACAUGUUCAAAGACAAAGAUCUGACUGGCCCCAUGAAUGAGAACCACGGACUUAAUUACACCCCCCUGCUCUACUCAAGGGGCAACCCAGGUAUCAUGUCUCCACUGGCCAAGAAAAAACUUCUGUCCCAAGUGAGCGGGGCCGGCCUCUCCAGCAGCUAUCCCUACGGCUCCCCACCCCCUCUGAUCAGCAAAAAGAAACUGAUUGCGAGGGAUGACCGGUGUUCGGGUUUGUCCCAGGCCCACCACAGCCAAAGCACUGACCACACAGCAGUCAGCCGGCCGUCGGUGAUUCAGCAUGUCCAGAGUUUCCGAAGCAAGCCCUCGGAGGAGAGAAAGAGCAUCAAUGACAUUUUCAAGCAUGACAAACUGAGUCGGUCGGAGCCCCACCGCUGCAGCUUCUCCAAGCAUCACCUUAGCCCCCUGGCCGACUCCUACGUCCUAAAGCAGGAAAUGCAGGAGGGCAAGGAGAAGCUGCUGGAGAAGAGGGCCCUUCCCCACUCCCACAUGCCUAGCUUCCUAGCCGACUUCUACUCAUCUCCUCAUCUCCACAGCCUCUACAGACACACGGAACACCACCUUCAUGGUGAACAGCCAGCCAAAUACCCUUGCAGGGACAUGUACAGGGAAUCAGAAAACAGCUCUUUCCCUUCCCACAAACACCAAGAGAAGCUCCAUGUCAACUAUCUGGCAUCUUUGCACCUGCAAGACAAAAAGUCGGCAACGGCUGAAGCCCCCACUGAUGACCAGCCAACGGAUCUGAGCCUCCCCAAGAACCCGCACAAACCCACAGGCAAGGCCCUGGGCCUGGUGCAUUCGGCACCUGGGCCCCAGGAGAGCAAGGGCACCUCCCAGUUCCCAGUCAUCAACAGCCAGAGUCGAGACUGUCACCCCAAAGCCUGCCGGGUAUCGCCCAUGACCAUGUCGGCCCCUAAAAAAUACCCUGAGGCGCUUUCCAGAUCGGGAAAGCCUCACCCUGUGAGACUGGAGAGUUUCAGGAAGAUGGAAAGCAUGGCCCACCCCCUUCUGCACCGGAAAGUGAGCCCCCAGAACAUUGGUGCUGCACGGCCCAUCAAGCGCAGCCUGGAGGAUUUGGACCUGGUGAUCGCUGGGAAGAAGGCCCGGGCCGUGUCCCCUCUGGACCCCUCCAAGGAGGUCUCCGGGAAGGAGAAGGGUCCUGAGCAGGAGAGCGAGGGCAGCAAGGCCGCACAUGGCGGGCACUCAGGGGGCGCCUCGGAGGGCCCCAAACUGCCCCUCUCCUCCCCUAUCUUCCCAGGUUUGUAUUCUGGGAGCCUGUGUAACUCGGGCCUCAACUCCAGGCUCCCGGCUGGGUAUUCUCAUUCUCUGCAGUACUUGAAAAACCAGACUGUGCUUUCUCCACUCAUGCAGCCCCUGGCUUUCCACUCGCUUGUGAUGCAAAGAGGCAUUUUUACGUCACCAACAAAUUCUCAGCAGUUAUACAGACACUUGGCUGCGGCCACACCUGUAGGAAGUUCGUACGGGGACCUUUUGCACAACAGCAUUUACCCUUUAGCUGCUAUAAACCCUCAAGCUGCCUUUCCAUCUUCUCAGCUGUCGUCCGUACACCCCAGUACAAAACUGUAAGCCCAGCUCUGCACCGCGUCCCAGAUGGCAUGGCUAGCAGAGCUUCACUCCCUAGCCUGGGGGUGAGGGCUUAUAGAAUUAGAAGUCAGGAUGUCUUCUAAUCCGGGGGUAAGGUCAGUCGCGGCCGGCAGGGCCCAGAGGGAGGUGAAUGCACCUGCUAUUUCUGGGAUGACUCUAGCCUCGGCUGGUCAGUCUUGAGCUCCUUCCGACACAGAUGCCCUUGCAGCCCAGACGGUUCACUUUGCACGGGGGUCUUCUGAAGGGACUUGUGUGUGUCCAGGAAGAAUUUGGAGGACCCCGUCUGAGUUCCAAUGGUCAGGAAACAGUUUGGGCCAAAAAGGGCAGACAUUUCAGAGAAAGGGGCGUGGACAGUGGGCACAUGUGCCAAGGGACGUCCCUUCUGCAUAAAACUCUCCAAGGUUCAAUCAAUGCAAUGUAUAGUGAAACUCAAUAGAUCUUUCAUUUUGACACUAUUAAACAAUCCAGAGAAGUAAACACUGUUAAAUUGACUGUAUAUAUUUGCUUCUUAAAACUACCCGUAUCACUGUUUGCUCACCUAAUUUAUACACAGGUAGUCCCAUUUUCUCCCCUCUCGUCUUUUUUUUUUUUUUUUUUUUUUAAUUAAACAGUAUCGCUUUUGUUUGCAGGUCUUUUGUUUUUGUUUUGUUUUUAUUUUGUUUUGCUUUGUUUUAAAGGCUGACUGUCCUAGUUGUUGAUGUGUGUUUGUAAUGUUUCCACAUAUUAUCAUUUUGAGCAGCUUUGGGUGGUAAUGUUAUUGUUUACAAAUUGAAGCAACUGAUUCUAGUGGAACAAAUGAAAAAAGAAACAGUUGAGCACACAGUAGUGCAAAGAACGGUCCUUUGCAAAACUGCAACUUAAGGAUUUUGUUCCUCAUAAACGGCAUAGUUGAAAGAGCUUAUACACUGCUUACCCAGCCAAACGCUUUGCUUUGAAGUAUGGGGUUAUGUGAAAAUAUCAAGCAUUGUACUUACCUUAUCUAGGCUGUGAAACUGUCCUACAUACCAGAGGAAUCAUAAAAACAAAAACCUCAUUGGCAGCAAGCUGCUGAAUAACAACAGAGUCUAGAGGACAUAUUUGUGGGCUGCACAGAUAUUUUAGGAAUUUCAGAAAUUAGAACAGGAGCCAGAAUGAUUUACAUUGCUGUUGGCACCGAUCCCUUUAAACAGUCUGGGAAAGGGGGCUGGGAAGAGGAUGAAGCUCCACUCUCCUGAAGAAAAUGACCAGCUGGAGGCCCAGGCACCAGAUUCCUGCCCUGGGCCGUGGUCUUUCGAGUAAUAGGUAGUCACAUUGCCUUCAUCAAGUUGGCUUCUUGUUGUUCCCAAGAAGAACCUCACAGGCCACAUCUUUGGGGAUAGUUGGUAUACUGGAUUACCCAUUUCAAAAGAAAGUCGUCCUCUUGGGGUUUACGGGGUACGAGUUUUGUGUGUACGCACACACAUGUGGUAGUUUGUGUCCUGUUUUAACUACCUGCCAGUACAGUCCACUUAAUGAUUUUUUUUUUAUUGUUGGAAAGAAAUGGUCAAGCUGUUUAAGCAGUCAAAAGAUGUCGAGAAUGUAUAUUGUCAUUCUUGCCACUUUAUUCUCUUUGCUGCCGAGAGGUAACAUCAAGGUGGAUGCGCUUUCUAAGUGUGUUAAAAGUUGAUUGACACAGAGAGUGGAUUUUCCUUCCAGGUCCCAUCCCUGCUGAUAACUGCUUUGAUGAACUCCCAGCUAACCCUCCCCUGCCCUGACACUACCGGUAGACAGUAGAAUCAUAGUUAACCAAGUCCUUUACCUCUGAGAUAUUUAAUUCUCUGAAAAUUGAUGACAAUUUUCAACUUCUAAAUAGGUAACUCAACUGCAAAAUAAUCAAAACUGGUAAACAAUGAAACUGUGGCUCUUAAACCAAGCCAUGCAUGCCGUGCAUUUGUACUGAAAUGUCUCCAUGAUACUGAAGCCAAAUAUCCAAUGUAACAUACUUAAUAUCCAAAGUUGGAAACAAAAGAAUGUAGAGAUCUAGUGUUAAGAGUUCCAUUUGCUUCAAUUAAUUAUUUACCUUCCUGUGGAAUAAUAUAUAUAUAUAUAUUUAAUAGAACCAUAGAUAGACUAGUAGAAUUUAGAUUAUAAAUGUGUGAAUGCAGAUUAUCCUGCUAUUGCACAAGAUUGGGGGGGGGUGGAAUCUCAAUCCCAGCUGGCAAAUUGCUGGCCAGGACACAUAGAAGAAAGUUGCACUAGAUUGAAUGGUCACAGAAUCAGAGGACAUGGAAGAAAAAGGAAACUCCAGUGUUUCUGCAGCUGACAUGGGCUAUACCCUACAUGGUUUUUAUGAGUUCACUUUUCAAAGAAAAUGGGGGUGUCUGUCCCUGGCGGAGCUCACCUAUCCAUUUCAAAUAUGGGGCAUUUGUUUUCCCCACCACAAUGAUUUCACUCUGGUUUCAUCAUGUUGGAAUUUGAUCACACCAUUUUCAAACAAUGUUAACAUAGUCCAGCUUUUGUUUUUCUCAUCUCUUCCGAGAGGAGACUCACUUUCUGUCUGAGGAAGCUCAUACCCUCGGUAAAACAUCAGGACAAAUAAAGAGAAAUGGGGGUAUGCAUUCCCAACAGAAGCAGUGUGUUAUUUGUUUUAAAACUCUGAACAGAGAUCUUGGACAUCUUUCAAAAAGACCAUUGAAUUCUUCGUUGGCUGAGAACUACAUUUUAAAAAGUCUUAAAUAGGGCUUUGUUUGCAUUGUUUGAGUUUAAGGGGCCUUAUUAUUGAAUGGAUUGCACAAGCCUUUCUUUGUGCAAUCAAACCAUUGUUAUUGGGAGUCUGUAAAGGAAACAGUGGAAUCUAAUUGGCAAUGAAGUUAUAAAUCUAUUUACUGAGUGUGGCUUCCAAGAAAUGUUGCAAUUCAAAAUGCACUAAGUCCGUGAUUUACUGGAGAUUUGGAGAUUCUCAAUAAUAUUUUUCAAAAACCUUUCCAUGCAACUUCUGGUUUAACUUUUGGCAACUCAACAUUAAAGAAAAAAAAAAAAAAAAAAAAAAAAAAAAAGCCCAACCAAGUUUCAGAAUUAAGUAUUCUCCUAGUAGAUGAUUGGAACUUGUAAUAUUUGCCACAGGACUGACUUAUUUAUUUAUGAGCUUGAAGCUCUUAAGUUCACUUGUUUAUCAGGGCAUAUACAAAGGGUUUGUUAAGACUCAACGUUGACUUUACAACUUUCUGACCUGGUGCAUGAAUUCUCAAGUACUGUAUUUCACUGUGUUGGUGUGUCUGAUGGAAAUUUCGAGGUGAUCCCACAAAGAUAUUUUAUGUAGUGUGCCUUCAAAGAGAACCAUUUAUUUCUCUUCACUUGUUGUCCCACAAAGUCACAUUGGGUGGUGGUCAGCCAAGUCCCAGCUGGUCCAGUUUUACUCUUGUUCCAGUUUUGAAGAAAAAUGGGAACAAGUCCGCCCUGGUGAGACCCACACCAUUGCAAUGAUUAUCUUGAGCACUUCAAUUCCAGUGUUGGCUGUUGAUGUAUUUGAUAGUCUGCUUGUCUCCCCAUGGUUGAAAUAUGUCUGAAGAAUAGCAGCAUAAUCUCCUGGCUGUUUAUACUUUUUUAAACUUUCCUGUGUUGUAAAUAUUGUAUACUUUUGGUGAUUCCAGCUAUGUAACCUCUAUGCUCUGUAAGGUGAUUAUUUGUAUAUAGCAACAUGGCCCAGUGAUAUUAUAUAGUUUCCCAAUGGAGAGGUUAUUGAGUAACCUCUGCAUUAGUUUAAACACUACCAGAAGAAUGCUGAGCCAACUAUAAACACUCGAUUUUGUAUGUUUUCCAAAUUGUACUUAUUACUGCUUUUGAUACUGUAUUAUGUGCCAAUAGUUUCCCAAUCACAUAGCAGGCAAGAGAUAUUUUGUACUUUUUGAUCCACUGUAAUAUUUAAUAAAAAAUGUUACUAUCUGUU
Messenger RNA from Sus scrofa (pig), 8880 nucleotides. It is a transcript of the gene ARID5B, whose product is annotated as AT-rich interaction domain 5B. Gene Ontology annotation, molecular function: transcription cis-regulatory region binding. Lineage: Eukaryota; Metazoa; Chordata; Mammalia; Artiodactyla; Suidae. Gene Ontology annotation, cellular component: nucleus. Gene Ontology annotation, biological process: regulation of transcription by RNA polymerase II. The record is from RefSeq and is a predicted model, not a curated record.